AGUGUUAAUGCACGUUGUGCAAACUAAACCCUCCUCGAGCGUGUCUGUGCACUGUGUCGGCAGUGAUUCAUAUAGUGCACUGCAGAGGGGCCGUAUAAGUUUGUGAUUUCCACUGCGUCACAUGAAGUAACUACAGAGUAUGAGAUAGAGUGGAGAAUCACCAGCUCCACCUUCAGAUUUGCAGACCUAUGGAGGUGGGAAGUGCACAAACACAGUGCAGUCAGCUACCUUCACUCACACUCUACUCCACACACCUCCCACAGCCCAGCCUGUUUCACCCCUGGAACACAAUUUAUCCAUCAGUAUGCCUCUACUGCAAUUAGAUAUGGUUCACAAUUUAAUAGUUGUUUUUAACCCACUCCAAAUUAUUGGUCCAAGAGGAAAAAAAGUACAGACCCUUUUGUAGGAAAUUGAAUGUAGUGUAAUUUUGCACUGGGGAACAAUUUUGCCAGAAGCCGAGGUUUUCGAUUCGUUGGAGAAAAAAUAACACACAGGUAUUGAAUAUGAAGGAAGGUGAUCCGGAAAUCUAAAAGUAUGUAUCUAAAAAAAAGGAAAUUGACAAAUCAAAGAACAGAAUGAAAACCAUAUGGAAAUAUGUUAAAAGCGAGACAGGGAAAAGCCUGUCUGCCAAAGAAGUGAUUAGCUUAAGAACUGGGAGCCUUUCGGUGGAUGCUCCCGAAAUGGUGGCUAAUAUCUUUAACGAUCAUUUCCUAACAGUCACCAACCAAAUGGAAUGCCAUGGUUCUGUAAAGAAGGCUACAGAAUACUUGCAUAACACCUUAACUAACAAAAUAGAUGAGAUGCAUCUUCGAAAAACUACAGUGAUAGAAUUAGAAAAAAUAAUUAUGUCUUUAAAAUGUAAAAAUUCUGCUGGAGUUGACAACACUUCCAGCAAGUUACUGAAAUACUGUUGUAAAGAAAUAAGUACAGUCCUCUGCCAUAUUAGUAAUACGUCAUUGGAAGAAGGUGUUUUUCCCGACAGGCUAAUAUAUGGGCUUAUAAGACCAAUUUAUAAAAAGGGAGAAAAGACUGAGGCUACAAACUAUCAAACAAUUUCAUUACUCUCAGUUUUCUCCAAGGUACUAGAGUAAUUGAUGCAUAGCAGAAUGGUUGAUCAUAUUAGUAAAUAUAACAUCCUCAGCAGUAGCCAGUUUGGCUUUUGGAAAGGGGUAUCAACCAUGGAUGCAAUACAUGCCUUUGUUGACAAUGUUAUGGAAGCCACAAAUAAUAAUAUGACGGCGGUUGGAAUAUUAUGUGACCUGUCAAAAGCUUUUGACAGUUUAAGUCACCAUAUUCUCUUGAGUAAAGCCUAGACCCUAGGAAUGGGUGGAACCGUAGGCACGUGGCUUGAAUCCUAUCUGUGCGGCAGAAAGCAGAAAGUAAUCGUGGAAGGACUGCAUAGUGGCCAGGUAUCUUCAGAAUGGAGCUCCGUUACUGCAGGGGUACCUCAAGGCUCCGUAAUGGGCCCACUGCUCUUUCUAAUAUUUAUAAAUGACUUAGCACUAUGUACAGAAUAUGGGAAAACACUCAUGUUUGCUGAAGACACCAUGUUAUCAGUUAAUAAUCUCUCAGGGAAUGUGUCAAAUGAGGCUGCAAAUAAAGCUUUUGCAGAUUUGACAAACUGGUUUGAAACCAAUGGCCUUACAGUCAACCUAAAAAUGACAAAUUACAUUCACUUCUCUUCGAACACAAAUGUUACUAAUGAAAUGAAACUAAAAAUGGGUGAGCACAAGAUUUUGAAGGUUGAGUCCUCCAAAUUCUUGGAUCUGCAUAUAGAUAACAAAGUGGCACCACCAUAUUCAAGAUCUGUGCAAAAGGCUAAGCACUGCAACAUUUGCCUUAAAAAUAAUUUCAGACACUAGGGAAAUGAGCACAAUAAAAACUGCAUAUUUUGGCUAUUUUCACCAACUUAUGGCCUAUGGUAUAAUAUUUUGGGAAAAUCAACCAAUAGCAAAAAAAUGUUCCAUGCACAGAAGCGAGCAAUAAGAAUUGUGUGUGGAGUACAUCCUAGGCACUCGUGCAGGGAUCUGUUUAGAGCUCUACAAAUCCUUACAACACCUGCCCAAUAUAUUUUUCCCUGAUGUGCUUUGUUUCAAAAAAUAGCAACUUAUUCAAAAUCAUAAAACAGUUAUAACACCCGAAGAAAACUGGAUAUCCAUUAUGAGCUAAAAACAAAAUGCAUGGUCCAGAAGGGGGUUUUAUACAGUGGCACCAAGAUUUUUAAUGCCCUCCCACUGCUCAUUAAAGAACUGGUUGGAAACAUGCCAAUGUUUAAAGAAAAUCUGAUGAGCCUUGUUACAGUAUUGAUGAAUUUCUUAGCAAAAUCUCUUGUUUGUGCUUAAAACUUACUGUGUGACCUUUACAAAUGAUUAAUCAUACUCUGUAACUACAGUGUAACUUAAUACAAUACCCAAAUUUAUGUAUGUCUGUAUAUUCUUUCAGAUGUCUUGUAUCUUAACUAAUAUUAAGGGUAUAUGGUAAACUUCACAGUUUCUUUAAUCUAAUGAUAAGAUCAAUGUAUAUGUGCACAAAACAAUAAUCCGUAAAAAUCUUGACUCGUUCUAUAUCCAGGGAUAUGUUCCCAUAUGGAUCCAUGGAACACGAAAUAAAUAAAUAAAUCCACAUCCACCCCAAACGCUCACACCGCACCGGCCACGAUUUUUUGUGUUCAACACACUCCCUCCUAGCACUGUGCAACAAUAUGCGAAUGCAAGAUUUUUUGCCUUGACUUUGCUUGUGGAUGGCUUAACGACGGGCGACAGUUAACGGAACGCGAUGUCAUCACUAGCCCUGUGCAGGAGGGGGAAUAACUGCCAGUAAGCGGAAAUAAAAAUGAGCAGACCGGUUGAUUCACUCUGCAGUACAUGAUUGAAGAUUUUCAGCAGCCGGAAGCAGUCGCCGCUGACGGGUGGUGACGACCCACUGCGGCUGCAGAGACGGAGCAGAGGUUCGCACCGGCCACGUGGCACGGCGUGGCUGCAGACCGACCGCAUUACCGGAGGCUGCCACGGCGAGUCGGAGAGAGACCGCCGGUCCGAUACACGCCGCUGUGCCGGAGCUCACCUUCGACAGUAGUAGGACAGCUCUGAGAAUGGUUGCAGGAGAUGGUCAGGGGAAGAAUAUUGAUGAUCUCCCAGAUGAAAUAAUACUAGAUAUAUUUUCAUUCUUCAGUUUUAACGAGCUUAUAGACAUUGUGCAAAAUGUGUGUGUGCGAUGGAAGAGAUUGGCACACGACCCGGUGCUCUGGCGUGACAAAGAGUAUAUCAUCAGAGGAAGGGCACAGAACGGGAGGAGCUGCUGCGGUGUCACCUGCUCCGAGUGCGCCCACUGCAGGUGUGAGAAGACGGACAGAGAGGUCUUACGGACAGCCGGCACGAUGCCACAACUGCGGACACUUACGAUGAUGCGCGGUACCAGAGCUCGCAUCUUACGUAAGAUCUGCAGGAACUGUCCGAAUCUCACAACUUUGCAGCUUCACGGCUGUCAGAAGAUGAACUACUCGCUCCUGAAGUACAUAUUUGAGAAGUGUCCGAAGAUAGAGAAGCUGAUAAUUGCCAACAACUUACUGGCCGACCGACAGUACGCGGAAUUGGUGUCGCGCCUGGAACACUUGCAGAGCCUGGAAGUGUUCGAGAAUCGGAGAGGUGCGGGGCCCGUGCUGCUGCGCUUCCUGGCAGACGCCUGCCCGAAGUUGCGGGAGAUAAACCUCAGCUGUGACUACCACCCGCUGGAGGACGUCGAGUACUUCGUGAAGGCCAAGAGGGACACGCUCACUUCUGCCACCGUGCGCUGGACCAUGGCGGGGAAGAGGUGUGUGGUUCCCGUGCUGAAAGAGGCCGCCAGCUCUCUCGAGAAACUGCAGCUGCACCUCUUUGACGUGGCACCCGAGGAGGAGGCCGCGACGUUUGCGGAUCUCGGAGAGUUGCACAACCUGCGUGAACUGCACUGCAACCAGCUCUGCCCGCACCGGCCUCGCCUCAUCUCUCUCGCCUUCCAGCCCGGCUGCCUGCCACUGCUGCAGAGGCUGGAGCUGCCGCACGCCACCGACCUGCCGGACGACGCGGUGCUCGCCGUUUCCCGGGGCUGCCCGUCACUGCGCGAGCUGAGGCUGGCUGGUGCGACCAGUAUCACGGAUGCAGCACUUGCCGAGAUCCACCGCCUUAAACACUUACAGAUACUGGAUCUUUCCGGAUGCAGUGGGCUGGGCGGAUCUGCCGUGGCGCACGUGGCGCAGCUGCCGGCCCUCCGCACGCUGCUCCUGCAGUACAUUGACGACCUGACAGAGCUGCAGCCGAGCCUGCGGCACGUCCUGGACUUGAAGCAACUGCGCUGCCUCGAUAUCUUGUACAGCGGCCACAUCAGAGCUGUGCCGUUUGAAGAAUUUUCUGUCAGGCUCGUGAACCUCAGAGAACUACAUGUGACGUUUGAGGAAGAGGAUGAGGUUUUCUACAAAAAUGUUUUUGCUGAAAUGCAGAGUCAAAUGCCUCGGCUCAGGAUCAUUAAUACUUUCCGAUGGACAGAGGAUGACUUCCUAACAGAUUACGAAAUGGAUGAUGAUGAUGAUGACACCGACGUAGGGUACUGAGAAAUAAUUUUGGUUUUCAGACUGCAGAAUGUAACAUUGGAGCCCCUGGAUGAGUGAACUGUUUGAAAAGCAAGUAAAAGACAAAAUAUGGAUUUAUGAAAUUAUUGUAUAAGAGCCAAGAAAGUGUUGGCCGAAA
Molecule: messenger RNA, 4721 nt
Organism: Schistocerca cancellata (South American locust)
Lineage: Eukaryota; Metazoa; Arthropoda; Insecta; Orthoptera; Acrididae
Product: F-box/LRR-repeat protein fbxl-1-like
Exons: 8
Coding region: 3092-4585 (497 amino acids)
Molecular function (GO): protein binding
Source: RefSeq, a predicted model, not a curated record